Messenger RNA from Sesamum indicum (sesame), 1560 nucleotides. Its product is annotated as aluminum-activated malate transporter 2. Gene Ontology annotation, biological process: malate transport. The record is from RefSeq and is a predicted model, not a curated record. NCBI's taxonomy places the organism in Eukaryota, Viridiplantae, Streptophyta, Magnoliopsida, Lamiales, Pedaliaceae.
GCCCGAUUUCUAGUUCCAUCUGUCGAUAGUCAGCGGGUUUCAUGCAAAGCCCGCUAUAGUUCUUGAGCAUAUGAGAACAAAGAUGGAGGGGGGAUGGUUGUGGCUUAAAGGCCUUCCAUCGAGAUCACUAGCUAAUGUGUAUGAGAUUUAUAGGCAAACCACAAAGAUUGCAACAGAUGAUCCAAGAAAGCUGAUCCAUUCGUUCAAAGUCGGCCUUACACUCACAUUAGUUUCAUUUUUCUACUACUUUCGGCCUUUAUACAACAGUUUUGGUGUUUCUGCAAUGUGGGCUGUUAUGACUGUAGUAGUCGUCUUUGAAUUUUCCGUUGGUGCAACGCUUGGAAAAGGGCUAAACAGAGGAUUGGCAACAUUGGUCGCCGGUGCUCUUGGCGUUGGAGCAAAUCACCUGGCAAGUCUAGCUGGCAAAACCAGUGAACCGAUACUGAUUGGUCUAUUUGUCUUCAUACAAGCUACAGCAUCCACGUUCGUACGAUUCGUUCCGACGGUGAAGGCUAGAUAUGAUUACGGCAUGCUGAUAUUCAUCCUCACUUUCAGCCUGGUUUCCAUAUCUGGUAUUCGGACAGACGAAAUACUCAACCUGGCUCAGAAGAGGCUGUCGACAAUACUCAUUGGUGCAUCAACCUGUGUGAUCAUAUCCAUUUGCGUCUGCCCCGUAUGGGCCGGCGAAGAUCUCCACAACCUCGUUGGUCGAAACGUAGAGAAACUCGGGAGCUUCUUGGAAGAUCUAACAGCUGAGAAUUUCAGACCACCGUCGGAGGCUGCACAAACAGAGAAUGGUAGUAGUGGAGUUUCUGUAAUGAGCAGGUUGAACAGUGUUGUUGAUUCGAAAAGCAGCGAAGAAACAUUGGCCAAUUUUGCUAGGUGGGAACCAGGUCACGGCCGGUUCAUGUAUCGGCAUCCAUGGAAACAGUACGUGAAGAUUGGAAACUUGACAAGGCAGUGUGCCCGCCGGGUUGAAGCCCUCCUCAAUGCCUACCUUAACUCUAAAACUCAAGCGGCGGAAGAAAUCAGAGGGACAAUCCAGGAGGCAUUUUCAGGCAUGAUUUCAGAGUCAGGGAAAGCGUUAAAAGAAGUCGCGUCAGCCAUGGAAACAAUGAGCAGGCCACCCUCUCCCAAUCCCCAUCUCGCCAACCUGAAAAUCGCGUCCAAGAACCUGAAAUCAUUACUAAAGUCGGAUUUCUGGGAAGGGUACAGCAACCUCUCGCAGGUAAUACGGGUUGCUUCCGUUGCGUCGCUGCUGAUCGAUCUUGUUGUUUGUGUGGAGAAGGUUGCUGAUGGUGUCAACGAGCUGAGCUCCAUGGCGAAUUUCAAGUGCAAAGAUGGAAAUAACGUGAAUUUCCGACAGGUUUUGGUGGAGAUUCCGAGUGUUAGUCAUGUCGGAAAUGAUGAGGUUAAGGUAGAAGGGAGAUUGUCUACCGAGGUUGAUAGACAAAUUUUGAACGCAUAGAUGUGGAAUGAGAUGCUGCGUUCUUAAGUUUAACCAAAUCUUAUGUUGGAUUUCAAUCACUCAUAUAAUAAAUAUAAUUAUAUUUGUUUAUA